Molecule: messenger RNA, 1212 nt
Organism: Dovyalis caffra
Lineage: Eukaryota; Viridiplantae; Streptophyta; Magnoliopsida; Malpighiales; Salicaceae
Source: the annotation of a GenBank genome assembly
AUGUCAAUUCUUGCAAUCCUUCUGUUUUUCUCUGUCUCCGUUCUAGCACCACAUUUUGUUUUCUCUUCAUCAGUUCCGGACCCUGAGCUAGUAGUGCAGGAAGUACAUAGGAGCAUAAAUGCUUCCAGGAGAAACCUUGGAUAUUUAUCAUGUGGAACUGGUAACCCUAUAGAUGAUUGCUGGAGGUGUGACCCCAAUUGGGAGAGGAAUCGCCAACGGCUAGCUGAUUGUGCCAUUGGGUUUGGCAAGAAUGCUAUUGGGGGAAGAAAUGGUAGAAUUUAUGUUGUGACUGACUCUGGUAAUGACGAUGCGGUGAACCCCAAGCCAGGAACUCUUAGGCAUGCUGUGAUUCAGGAUGAGCCUUUGUGGAUUAUAUUCAAGAGAGACAUGGUAAUUCGGCUGAGGCAAGAGCUGGUCAUGAAUUCUUUCAAGACUAUUGAUGGUAGGGGUGCUAGCGUUCACAUUGCUGAGGGACCAUGCAUUACUAUUCAUUUUGCUACUAACAUUAUCAUACAUGGCUUACAUAUACAUGACUGUAAGCAAGGAGGGAAUGGUAAUAUACGGGACUCUCCCCGCCACUCUGGAUGGUGGACUCCAUCGGACGGUGAUGGGAUUUCCAUCUUUUCUAGCCAGCAUAUUUGGGUUGACCAUUGUUCGUUGUCCAACUGCCAUGACGGACUUAUUGAUGCCAUUCAUGGAUCUACAGCCAUCACUAUCUCCAACAACUUCAUGACCCAUCAUGACAAGGUCAUGCUGUUGGGCCAUAGCGACUCGUAUACACAAGACAAAGGCAUGCAAGUUACUAUAGCCUUUAAUCAUUUCGGCGAAGGGCUAGUGCAAAGAAUGCCAAGGUGCAGGCACGGGUACUUCCAUGUGGUGAACAAUGACUACACCCACUGGGAAAUGUAUGCCAUUGGUGGGAGCGGUGCUCCGACGAUCAACAGUCAAGGAAAUAGAUUUCUUGCACCAAAUACAAGAUUUAGUAAAGAGGUGACUAAACAUGAGGAUGCACCAGAGAGUGAGUGGAGACACUGGAACUGGAGGUCAGAAGGAGACUUAAUGUUGAAUGGUGCCUAUUUCCGGCAAUCAGGCGCUGGUGCUUCUUCAAGCUAUGCAAAGGCUUAUAGCAUAAGUGCAAGACCAUCUUCUCUUGUGGGUUCAAUGACCCUGACUGCUGGUGCACUUAACUGCAGGAGGGGCUCUCAUUGCUGA